Acanthochromis polyacanthus (spiny chromis) is the source of this 5622-nucleotide messenger RNA. RefSeq names its product aryl-hydrocarbon receptor nuclear translocator 2 (gene arnt2). The transcript has 20 exons. The record is from RefSeq and is a predicted model, not a curated record. Gene Ontology annotation, biological process: regulation of transcription by RNA polymerase II. Gene Ontology annotation, cellular component: aryl hydrocarbon receptor complex; nucleus; transcription regulator complex. Lineage: Eukaryota; Metazoa; Chordata; Actinopteri; Pomacentridae. The coding region runs from base 281 to 2476 and encodes 731 amino acids. Gene Ontology annotation, molecular function: DNA-binding transcription factor activity, RNA polymerase II-specific; protein dimerization activity; RNA polymerase II cis-regulatory region sequence-specific DNA binding.
AUCUCGCGGUGUUACCAUUCAGACAUAUUGCAUGUUAUUAAGUCGAAGAUUUUUUCAUUAAAGAUACAUAAUAUAUGCGUGUACGUACUCUCCUCAGAAACUGUGUCACAGUGUGAAUCCACUGUAUUUUUUUCUGCGCGUGAACGGAUGUGAGAUUGGGGGUUAAACCGAGCGUCGCGUGCCAAUCCCGCGGAGUUUCGACGCUCUCUCACGGGGCUCUCAGCCGUAUUGUGCGUCAUCUCCAUCGCCGCCGUUUUGUUAUUUCUCUCCGUAAAGGAAGAUGGCAACUCCCGCUGCGGUCAACCCAUCCGAAAUGGGCAGUGAGUUGCCAGGGACCGUAGCAAUGCCCGGAGCAGUUGGGUCUGGUCAGGUCAGGAUGGGAGGAGGCGUACAAGGCCGUGGGGGCAAAAGAAGAUCGGGAGGAAUGGACUUUGAUGACGAAGACGGAGAGGGACCGAGCAAAUUUUCAAGGUAUGAUGAUGAUCAGAUUCCUGGUGGAGAUAAGGAAAGAUAUGCCAGAGAGAACCACAGUGAGAUCGAGCGACGCCGACGCAACAAAAUGACCCAGUACAUCACUGAGCUGUCAGAUAUGGUCCCUACCUGCAGCGCCCUGGCCCGAAAACCUGAUAAGCUGACUAUCCUGCGUAUGGCAGUCUCCCAUAUGAAAUCCAUGAGGGGCACUGGAAACACAUCCACUGAUGGGGCCUAUAAGCCCUCCUUUCUCACUGAACAGGAACUGAAGCACCUGAUCCUGGAGGCAGCGGAUGGCUUCCUGUUUGUGGUUGCUGCCGAGACCGGCCGGGUCAUCUACGUGUCCGACUCUGUGACACCGGUGCUGAACCAUCCCCAGUCAGAGUGGUUUGGCAGCACUCUGUAUGAACAGGUUCACCCCGAUGAUGUGGACAAGCUGAGGGAACAGCUUAGCACUUCAGAAAACUCAAUGACAGGGCGAAUUCUGGACCUGAAGACAGGAACAGUGAAGAAGGAGGGACAGCAGUCCUCCAUGAGGAUGUGCAUGGGCUCUCGACGCUCUUUUAUCUGCCGCAUGAGGUGCGGCAGUGCUCCUUUGGAUCAUAUCUCCCUAAAUCGCCUGUCUAACAUGAGGAAGAGAUACAGGAAUGGCCUUGGUCCCUCAAAAGAAGGAGAAGCUCAGUACUCUGUAGUGCAUUGUACUGGCUACAUCAAAGCCUGGCCCCCUGCAGGCAUGACUAUACCAGAAGAAGACACAGAGGCAGGUCAGACGGGAAAAUACUGCCUAGUGGCUAUUGGGAGACUGCAGGUAACCAGCUCUCCAGUUUCCAUGGAUAUGAAUGGUCUGUCGGUUCCCACAGAGUUCCUCUCACGUCACAACUCGGAUGGUGUCAUCACUUUUGUCGACCCGCGCUGCAUCAACGUCAUUGGUUAUCAGCCUCAGGACUUACUGGGGAAAGAUAUUUUAGAGUUCUGCCAUCCUGAGGACCAGAGUCACCUGAGAGAAAGUUUCCAACAGGUGGUGAAAUUGAAGGGUCAGGUCCUGUCAGUGAUGUAUCGUUUCCGGAUGAAAAACAGGGAGUGGAUGCUAAUCCGAACCAGCAGUUUCACCUUCCAGAACCCAUACUCUGAUGAGAUAGAGUACAUCAUCUGCACCAACACCAAUGUCAAGCAGUUGCAGCAGCAGCAGGCAGAGCUAGAGGUUCACCAGAGAGAUGGGCUGACUGCGUACGAUCUUUCCCAGGUACCUGUGGCCAGCGUCAGCAGUGGAGUCCAUGAAGCAGGGAAGAACAUCGACAAGACAGAAGCCCUGUUCUCCCAGGAGAGAGACCCACGCUUUGCUGAGAUGUACACCAGCAUUUCUGGAUCGGGAGACAAAAAGAUGAUGGUUCCCUCCUCUACAGCUGGAGGCCAGCAGAUCUACUCUCAGAGCUCUCCCUUCCAGCAGGGACACUCUGGCAAAAGUUUCAGUUCCUCUGUGAUCCAUGUCCCUGGUGUGAACGACAUCCAGCCAGCUGGCUCAUCUAAUCAGAAUCUAGCUCAAAUCUCAAGACAGCUUAACCCAGGCCAAGUGGCAUGGUCAGGCAACCGACCCCCCUUCUCUGGACAGUCCAACAAAGCCCAGUCCAGUCCAUUUGGUAUUGGUUCUGGCCACAGCUACCAGACUGACCCGGCCUCCUACAGUCCCUUGUCAUCACCAGCCACUUCCUCCCCCAGUGGCAACGCCUACUCGGGACUGACAAACCGCAGCACAGCUUUUGAUGUGUCGGGGGAAAGCAGUCAAAGUGGAGCCCAGUUCCAGGGUCGUCCCAGUGAGGUCUGGUCCCAGUGGCAGAACCAGCAUCACUCUCAGCAGGCCGGAGAACAACACACACACCCCAACCCCAGCCAGACAGAAGUCUUUCAGGACAUGUUACCCAUGGCUGGAGAUCCCACACAGGGAACAGCUAACUAUAACAUUGAGGACUUUGCCGACCUCGGCAUGUUCCCACCCUUCUCUGAGUAAUAACUUCCUCUCUCCGUCACUCUCCCUUUCAAAACUGGACUGAUGUUUGCAUUUAUCUCUCAUGUUCUGUCUCGUUUUAUGUAUAGCUGCAUCACCAACACACAUCCAUGUGCAGCACGGUGAAUGUCUGGGUGAACUCAUCAUUUGCGCACAUACAAACACACAGUGCACUCAUGUUUGGGCUCCAAGGCCUGCAGUAUGUAUCUGUGAGCAUGCACAUACCUCAUCACUGCCAAGACGAAGGCUCCAUGUGGAAGGACCACCAUCAGUCUGCUGUUAUCAGCUCUUUGUUUUAACGGGCGUUGUUUGAAGCUCUCUGAACAAAUGAAGCAGUCUGUGACAUUUAGGCCAGGGAGGCUGCUCUCUGCGGUCGGCAUCAGCAAGACCAGCCGGGUCAUUACAGCAUUUUCUGUCAGUGUAUGCAUAGACUAAGGUCAGUAUUAUCAUUUUACUCUUCCUCUCUUUAAGAUUUGAUCGAACAAAACUUUUUCAGAUGCGUUCCUACACCUACAGUAUUCACAUUAUUUAUGACUGUCUGUGCCAAAUGUGCAUGAGGAGUAGCCAGUGAUAGAAAGCAAGGUUUUGUUUUCAGGCAAGAACGAGUACAUCUGAGCAAAAACUAAGUAAAGCAUAAACUGCUUUCAACACCACAGGUGGAACCUUUGUUACAUUUUAUGUAACACGGUGGUUUUAUCAUAAAUGUAGAGUUGCUGGAUUGCAUUAAUUUCCUAACAUCAGUUAAUUCAACCUGACUUUCGUGUGACAUUUUGAGUGUCAGAUCCUUUUCAUGUGAUUGUUUUAGCUCCAUAAUGGCUUUGGACAGUGGAAGCAUGCUGCAGUUUUAGCCAGAGAAGGUAAAACUAUGGAGAUUAUUCAUAAUUUAUAUAAUGAAGGAAUAGCACUACUCCACUUACAGUUGUCCAGAAUUAUUGUAGCCAUUGGCAGGCUCUGGGCAAGUGGAAGAUUAUUUGGUUUUUUUUGUUUGUUUCUUUGCUUGUUUGUUUUUGCAGACCAUUCUAAGGACAAUAUGUGUAUCUCUACACUUUGGACACAAUCCUACAGACCUGAGAUCACCCACAUGCUGCUAUAGGCCUCAUCACAGACUCACAGUCCUGUUCAGUGAUCAUCACACUGUAAUAACUGCUGCACUAACGGCCCUUUUACAUUCUAGCGUGAUUAUAUUGUAGUGUGCAGGGUUCUCGCCAGGAUUUUUUUUCAGCGUAACGGCAGGUCCUCCUGCACGCACGCGCAAUAAACGGGAACGCGCAUGCGCAAUAGACGGGAACGGGUCAAUCGACAGGAAAGUACGGCUGAGGUGGGGAGACAUAAAUUAACCUAGAUAGGCACCCAGUCGAUUUAAAACAAACGCACAUGGCGUUAUCUGUCAAAAUAACAGCGCAGCGGCCCUAAUCACAGUGUUAACCCUUCCUGUUCAGCCCGUGGUCAGGAAGCCCGGGGUUAACCCCCUUCACUUCCUCAGCAGCCGUAGAGGCAAAGACACAGGAGCCCAGCCGCAUCGAAGAACACUGCAGCCUUUAUUGUCUAUCAACAGUGGCUGAACCGCACAGUACCGCCAACCCAGGAACUACACACCUCUCCACCUCUACUGACUGCCGUCUCGGGCUGCAUUCAAGGUAGCUUGGACAUCUCGCUCUCCCCCUCUCUCCCACACACACACGCUGCUCUCUCUCCCUCUCUCAUGACGGAGCCACACACUCUCAUAACAACAGCGUAAUCUUUGAAAUGCGCUGGCGUAGCGGCCCUAAUCACAGCGUAAUCUUUUAAACUGAGCGUAAUGGGCUGUUAAGACUGCGUAACGGCCCGUUAGACAGUGUAACGGGCUGUUAUGACAGCGUAACGGGCCGUUACGCUGAAAUGCGCUGGCGAGAACCCUGGUGUGAGGGCAGAGGAUAGUAGAUGGACAUGUAGUUUAGACUGCAGGAAAUAACAUACAUGAGGUGGCACAUUUGACCUGCUAAUAUCCAUGAGGGCCGUCACAGCUUGCAUGUUUUGACAUUUUAUGUGACACAAAGUUUGCUUUUAGGCAUCAGGAAAAUGUUUUCAACUAACAAGAAAAGUUUGUGUUCAGUCACGUUGACACCCAUUUGUAACUGAGGCAAAGUGGACCCGCAACAACGCUGGUCAAAGACUGUAUGCACAGUUCUAUUUUUAGAUUUGAGGUCCUGGUUUUUAUUUCGACGGCGUGGCUCUUGCCUGAUCUUAGACCAGCAGGUGAGCGGUCACUCUCUGGUUCCCACCUGGACUGACUGUAGAGAGCACCAAUUAACAACACUAUUGAUGUAAAUUUACACAAAGUACCAACACUACCCGUUGGCAUGAACACACAGUAAGAUAUAUGUAAGUGUUCCAGAUGUACACCUCCAUGUGUCUGGUGCCGCUUUUUGCACACCAUCAUCGAGCGCUAAGCAGCAGCAGGAGAGGAGAAGCCGCUCAUCUCCACCUGCUGCUGUCAUAUCUCUGUCCAUCAACCUUAUUGUGUAACCUAUAUGUAGUAAUGUCCUGAACUCUAGAAAAUAACUUUAAGCGAGUAUAGAAGGAUUCUAUGUAUAAAUGAAACAACCUUCUUUUUUUCAAAAAAGUCAUUGCAGACAGUUGCUAAGCUAAGGCUUAAAGUGCACUUCAUGAAGCUAACCGCUAAUCACACCAGCCUGCUUUAAAAGGGAAGAACUGCCAUACCGUCCAAGCAAAGCGCAGUAUUUACUAGUAUAUUUGGUGUUCUUCAGCUCUCGCUACUUGACUUUAUUACUUUCUAAUCUUUUCAACAAUUAAGAGACUGAAUAAUACUUUCUAGUUGGGGAGCUUUUACAUGAUAGAUUGUAUAAUGUCUCUGACAGAUGAGAGAACCUUCAGACAUUGGAGUCCUUUUGCUAAAGAUCUCAAAUUGAUGUUUUUUUGUAAAUAAUGUGAUUUUUAUGUCAACUCGUGUUAAUUUCACACAGUACUUUUUGUGUAGUUUUAACGAUAUGGUGUGCAAUGUGAGUACGUAUUUAACGAUUGGUAUUUAGUUAGAUGAUUAAUUGUACAUUGAGUUCUAGACUUGUAUAAAUUGUGUAAAUGUGACCCAUUACUUUUGUGUAACAAAUUGUGCUUGUGACAAUAAAUUCUUUUUGGUUAUGUGGCUUCCA